Penaeus indicus is the source of this 3943-nucleotide messenger RNA. Its product is annotated as discoidin domain-containing receptor 2-like. NCBI's taxonomy places the organism in Eukaryota, Metazoa, Arthropoda, Malacostraca, Decapoda, Penaeidae. The record is from RefSeq and is a predicted model, not a curated record. Bases 562 to 3336 code for a protein of 924 amino acids. The transcript has 9 exons. Gene Ontology annotation, cellular component: signaling receptor complex; plasma membrane. Gene Ontology annotation, biological process: positive regulation of phosphatidylinositol 3-kinase/protein kinase B signal transduction; cell surface receptor protein tyrosine kinase signaling pathway; positive regulation of neuron projection development. Gene Ontology annotation, molecular function: collagen binding; ATP binding; protein tyrosine kinase collagen receptor activity.
UGUUGAGGGAGGUUGUUGCUUCGCGCGCUCCCGGAGCCUCGUUAGCGUGUGUGUGUGUGUUCUUUCGAGUUCAGUUUCCCGUUUUCACUUUACUCUCUCAGAGAUACGAACAAAGUGCGAUUUUUCUCUCAUAGUAUAGAGUUUUAGACAGACACUCGCACUCGAUUUAAGCUAGAAGUGUGCGAAUUUAUUUUUUUGUGUGUGGUGAACUUUUUCUAAUGAGGACUUAGCUUUUACCUCAUUACGAAAAUUGUUGGAAAACCAGCUGCAAGCAAGAACAUCCAUCAACAUAGUACAGAACGGAAGAACAUGAAACCCAAGAAUUAAAGGAAAAAAAAAAUACUACAACAAACAACAGGAAAAAUCCGGACCAGAAAAGGAAUAAACAGAACAGCAACAGCAGAAACUACCCUCCCCCCCACCCCCACCCCUCGUCACUCCCUCCCCGUACUCCCGCCUUCCACGUUGAGCAGAGGAGAACCCAGGGACCGUCGGCCCUCGUCCAGCGCGUCCAGUGGAAAGGCCCCCUGAUGUGUCUGCUGGGGUGACCUGUCUGCCAGCAUGGGGCCUCCGCUGUUACUCCUCCUGUGCUGUUGGCUGGCUCUCUCGGCGCCGCAGGUCGUGGCGCUACAUACAGCAUUAUGUGAGUCCGCCUUGGGGAUGCAAUCUGGCGUUAUACCAGACGAGCACAUCUCCGCCUCCUCCUAUUUCGAUGCCGCUGUCAACGCGAUCUAUGCCAGAGCGCACGUGGAGGCGGGCGGCGGCGCGUGGUGCCCCCGGGACAUGGUGUACAACGAGGGCAAGGAGUUCCUGGAGGUGAACCUGGGCGGCCUGCACGUGGUGGCCAAGGUGGAGGUGCAGGGGCGCUUCGGCAACGGCCAGGGGCGCGAGUUCGCCAGGCAGUACAAGCUGCAGUUCUGGCGGCCCGGACUCGCGCACUGGGUCACCUACGCGGACGGGCGUGGACACGAGCUUCUGGAGGGCAACACCAACACGUACCUGGCGCAGUCUUCGCAGCUGACGCCGCCCAUCGUCGCGGCGCGCGUGCGCUUCGUGCCCUACAGCGACCACCCGCGCACCGUCUGCAUGCGCGUCGAGGUUUACGGAUGCCCCUACACAGACGGCCUGCUGUCGUACUCGAUGCCCGACGGCGACCCGCGCGGCGGCGACGGCGCGCUGCGCGACCUGACCUACGACGGCGCGCGCAAGGACGGCUGGCUCUCGGGUGGCCUCGGCCAGCUCACCGACGGCGAGACCGGGCACACCAACUUCCGCGUCGACGCCCUCGGCAGGGGCAGAGGCUACGAGUGGAUCGGCUGGAAGAACGACACGCGGCAGACGCGGCCCGUCGAGAUCACGUUCGAGUUCGACUCCGUCAGGAACUUCUCGGCCGUCCACAUCUACACCAACAACUUCUUCACCAAGGACACGCAGGUGUUCUCGCGCGCGCGCGUGCUGUUCAGCGCGGGUGGUGAGCACUUCCCCGCAGCGCGCGCCGUCGAGUACGAGUACGUGGUGGACCGCAUCUUCGAGAACGCGCGCAACGUCACCAUCCGCCUCCACAACGCCGCCGCCAAGUUCGUGAAGCUGCAGCUGUUCUUCGCGCUGCGCUGGAUCAUGAUCUCCGAGGUCGCCUUCGACUCGGAGCCCUGCCGAUGCAACAUGACCCCCGAGGCGCCCCCGCCCACGCCCACAGAGAGCCUGGGCGAGAGCCAGGUCAUCCCGGUGGUGCCCGCCCACGGCGGCUCCUCGGGCCUGCUGGUGGGCGGGCUGGUGACGCUGGGCGUGGUGUUCGGCGUGGUGCCCGUGGCGCUGUGCGUGCUGUACUACCGCAUGCGGCUGACCAAGAAGGCGAGCAAGACGUCGCUGUCGGGCGAGGGCGGCCUCGACACCCGGAAGGUGUCCAUGAAGAUGAAGGACCUGCACAUCAACAUGAACCUGUCGCAGCUCUCGAACGGCUACUCGCGCGCCAAGGGCAACCUGUACGGCCACGUGGCCAUGGACGAGGAGGCGGCGGCCAUGUACCAGGAGCCGUUCAAGGGGCCGCUGCACAACCCCGGCUACCACACGCUGGCGCCGUCCGACGCCUCCUUCAAGGGCUCCAAGCCGCCCGGCGCCGACGACUCCGUGGAUUACGCCAUCCCCGGCAUGAACGUGACGCCGCCGCCGCCCUUCUCCGACGCCUUCUCGCCGCCGCCCAUCCCGCUCUCGCGCCCGCCCGCGUCGCUCGCCCGAGGCCUGUCGCAGGAGCACGCCCUCCUGGCGCCGCCCACGCCGCCCAUCCCGCCCCCGCCGCAGCAGCACUACUUCACGGCGUCGCAGGUGUGCCAGGCCGGCAACAUCCAGGGCGUGACGGGCGGCGUGGCGUUCGCGGCCACGGACACGGCCGACCUGGCGGAGGACCAGGCGGUGCCCGAGGUGCCCCGCCACUGCCUGACGGUGCUGGAGACGCUGGGCGAGGGCUGCUUCGGCACGGUGCAGCUGUGUGAGAUGCGCACGACGCCGCGCAGCAAGAGCAAGGCGCUGGUGGUCAAGAGCCUCAACGUGGACGCCGACGACGACGCCCGGGAGCUGUUCCUGCAGGAGGCGCGGGUGCUCAGCCUCAUCAACGACCCGAACGUGGUGCGCCUCGUGGGGACCGUGACCCGCGCCGGCGCCCUCGGCGUCCUCGUCGAGUACCUCGAGCACGGCGACCUCGCUCAGUUCCUGCAGCGCCACAACCCGGAGGCGAGCGUCGCGCCCGUCAGGAGGGCGCCUAUCUACGAGGGCCUAGAUCCGCCCGUACUCAGCUACGGCGCCCUGGUCUACAUCGCCUCGCAGGUGGCGUCGGGGAUGAAGCACCUGGAGAAGCUGAACCUGGUGCACCGCGACCUGUCGGCGCGCAACUGCCUGGUGGGGCGGGGCCUGGCCGUCAAGGUGUCCGACUUCGCCAUGAGCCAGCCCAGGCACCACAAGGACUACUACCACCUGGACGAGAAGCGCGCGCUGCUGCCGAUCCGCUGGAUGGCGUGGGAGGCCAUCCUGCAGGGGCGCUUCUCCUCCAAGAGCGACGUGUGGGCCUUCGGCGUGACGCUCUGGGAGAUCCUGACGAUGGCGCGGCAGCAGCCCUUCGACGAGCUCAGCGACGACGGCGUCCUGGAGAACGUGUCUCACUGUUACCAUGGCGACGGCUCCGGCAUGAUGCUGCUGCCGCAGCCGCCGCUCUGCCCGCGCGAGAUGUACGACAUGAUGGCCGCCUGCUGGAGGCCCAACCCCCGCCAGCGGCCGCCCUUCUGGGAGGUCCUCAUGUUCCUGCAGCGCAAGAACCUCGGAUACACUCUAGACUACGUCGAGUGAAAAACUCCCCUGUGCCAUGUCUCAUUUAUUCACAAAAUGAACGACGGACUCAACGAAAUCAAACACAGCUGCUUCCUUGGGUGUUUUUUUUUUAAUGUGUGACGCAUCCUCGAUCCUGUUCCAAGGAGGGACUCAUACACGACAGUUGCACUACUUAAAGGAAAGGAACAACGUACUUAUUAAGCCUCGACUGUACCGAGGACUGAACUACUUGGGACUCGAACUGGACGCGAUGCAAACACACCUGAUGGACAAAUCUCUGCUUCCAACCUGGGCUUUUGGGAGUACGAGCGCGAGUGAGUUACGACGGAAAAGCGAAAAGCACUCAGUCAUCUCACUUCAAAGCCUGUGAUUCAUCUGUGAUAUAUCUUAGUCAGGGACUGGCCAUCACAUUGGUGGCUUGUGAACGUUAUUACUAUUUUCCUUUUUUUUUCUUUUCUUUUUGUAUAUAUCAAUGCAUUACGAUUGAACUUAGACGUUGUGGGAAAGUGAUCAUGUUACAGCUCUGUUUAGGCAAAUACACAGCUCUGGAGUAAAGGCAUUUUGUCUUUCUCCAAAAAGCCUCAACAUUUCUAUAAACAGCAACGAGAGGUCUUUUUUUUUUUUU